Molecule: messenger RNA, 1365 nt
Organism: Parnassius apollo (apollo)
Lineage: Eukaryota; Metazoa; Arthropoda; Insecta; Lepidoptera; Papilionidae
Source: the annotation of a GenBank genome assembly
AUGCCCCUAGAAAAAAUAAUUGAGAGCGAAAUUUCUUCUGAUAUCGUUAAGAAGGAGUCUCCAACUGCAAAAGAUCAUUUCCUUGACAAUGGGAAUGAUGAAAUAAUAACAUCAGUGGAGGAUUUAGAUAAUGAUUUAUUGACACCCAAUUAUCUUUUAAACUCAAUGCCCCUAGAAAAAAUAAUUGAGAGCAAAAUUUCUUCUGAUAUCGUUAAGAAGGAGUCUCCAACUGCAAAAGAUCAUUUCCUUGACAAUGGGAAUGAUGAAAUAACAACAUCAGUGGAGAAUUUAGAUAAUGAUUUAUUAAAAGUAUAUGUGUCUGAUAAGUGUUCAGAAAGAGAGGAUAAAAAUGUUUCAUUAAACUCAAAACUACAAUGUCACGAUUGUGGUUCCUUUUUUAAAAGUAAGUGUAAAUUAAGAGUUCAUUGGAAAAAGACUCAUUUGCUCAGCUCCUUGAUUUGUCCAAGUUGCAAAAGGGCUUUUAAAAGCUAUAAAGCAUAUCACACUCAUAUUAAAACAAAGAGAAAAAGCUGUACAGUAGCUGCUAGUGGAAUGAUAAACAUAAUAGGUGUUGGUAAAGCUAGAGUGUUUCAUUGUAAGGAGUGUGCUUACAAAACAAAAAGAGUGAAGGAUAUACAAACACAUCUAGUGAUACAUAGUGGGGAUAGACCAUUUCAGUGUGAGAUGUGUUCAAACACCUUCACACAGCUUAGUUCACUCCAAACUCACAAGGAGAGUGCGCACAAGGAAUAUAAAAUGGAGAUCACUUGUCACUUUUGUGGUAAAUUUGUAAAAGGCAGAGUAAAAGUGUACAGGCAUCUCAGAAGUCACACUGAUGCCAAAAUUCCGUGUUCCAUUUGUUUUAAAAUGCUUAAUAAGAAAAGCUACAGACCACACAUGCAGCGACACAGUGGUGUUAAAUCAUACACUUGUGAAAAAUGUGCCUCAACAUUCUUCACUAGCGCUGAGCUUUGUAACCAUAGGCGUAAAGUUCAUAAAAGGCAAGAAUAUAUCUUUAAGUGUGAUUUGUGUGAAUACAAAUCUAAUAGAUCUGACACAGUGAAAAGACAUAAAAGAAAACACACUGGCACAAAUUUUCCUUGCACAAUUUGUGGUAUGUUCUUUUUUUGUGUACAGAAGCUUAAUCAACAUGAAAGAAUUCAUUUUGAAGAAAAGAAGUAUUCAUGCCCCCAUUGUGAUGUUAAAUUUCAUGGGAGGGAUUCUGUACGUAAACAUAUUAGAAUGAAACAUAAAUAUCUUAUUUCGGCUAAUUCGAAGACUGCAUCUGUUAGAGUUAAGGAUGAAACAGCAAUUGUGAACCCUCCAAAUACUGAUUUAAUUAAAACUGAAUCUUCACCAAUUUAA